This is a messenger RNA of Electrophorus electricus (electric eel), 4844 nucleotides long. It is a transcript of the gene spred1, whose product is annotated as sprouty related EVH1 domain containing 1. Gene Ontology annotation, molecular function: protein kinase binding. Gene Ontology annotation, biological process: negative regulation of MAPK cascade; multicellular organism development. The record is from RefSeq and is a predicted model, not a curated record. Gene Ontology annotation, cellular component: membrane. NCBI's taxonomy places the organism in Eukaryota, Metazoa, Chordata, Actinopteri, Gymnotiformes, Gymnotidae.
UGUUUUCUAUUUUCAAGUGUUGGCUAAAACUAAGUUUGCGAGGCAGUAGCUCGAUCGCUAGCUAACCGGUUACAAAAUUGUUCGGAAUUGUAUAUUUUUGUACACUUUCACGAUUAAGACAUACUUGGAAUUUGUCGAUCUUCACAGAAGGGGAUAAUGAGGAUGGACACUUGGUUACAGAUGGAUUUCACUCAUUGGGAAGAUACAAAUCAGUGGUUGCGGUUACUGUUCUUAUUCUGAAUUCGCUUGUGGGAGCCUCGAAGCAUGCACCGCUGUAACGUUAGACAGUUGUUUUAUGAAUAACUGCCUUCUGAUGCGAACAAAAAUGGUGAAUUUUGCGGUGUAUUUCCCCGCCUUGACUGCGUCGUCGAUGCUACUUCCAGGAUUUGGAUCCCCGUGAGAAAAAAUGAGCGAAGAUUCAGCAAAUCCAAACAACGAUGACAGUUAUGCGCGUGUGCGAGCAGUGGUCAUGACUCGCGAUGACUCCAGCGGCGGGUGGUUGCCCCUGGGAGGUGGAGGCCUCAGCUGCGUGUCAGUCCACAGAGUCAGCCGCCCGGACGCCGACAGCCCCGCUGCCACCGAUUACCUCAUCCAGGGGGAGCGGCUCAAAGACAAAUUGGUUGUGCUGGAAUGUAACAUAAAGAAGGACCUGGUCUAUAACAAAGUCAACCCCAUCUUCCACCACUGGAGGAUCGACAACAAGAAGUUUGGGCUUACGUUCCAGAGUCCGGCCGAUGCCCGGGCCUUCGACCGCGGGGUACGGCGUGCCAUGGAGGACAUAAAGCAAGGCUGUCCGGUGUACGGGGACUCUGACAUGGCUGAAGAUGGGCUGCAGGUUAACCAGGAUCCACCCUCCAUCUGCACGCCCAUGAGAGAACCUUUUUCACCCCAUGGCGGAGUGGUGUCCACUGAACCUUUCCAUGGCUGUUACGUGCGUGCCCAGCCUUUCGAUGAGUUCCCCAUCCCCAAUCGCCGCUACCUGCCCCCCCAGGGCUCUUUCAACUCAGCGCGACAUGUGAGCUUUCACAUGGACGAUGAGGAGAUUGUGCGCAUAAACCCCCGCAAGGACGUUCUCAUCCGGGGCUAUGAAGACUACCGACAUCCUGUCCUGUGGAAGCAGGAGACCGAGCGGGACGACGGUGACUUCUCCGCCGCCUUCUCCAAGCUGGACGGCAAGAAAGCUGAGUAUCUGUUCCCAGACGGGACAGAGGCGCACGCCGGUGGCAAGGACUCCAUCAAGACCCAGCAACCGUCGCCACUGCUUAAGCCCAAGAAGUCUCGGCGGCGGGAGGACGGCGAACGCUCACGCUGCAUCUACUGCCGUGAGAUGUUCAACCACGAGGACAACUGGCGGGGUCAGUGCCAGGACGCACCUGACCCCAUCAAACAGUGCAUCUACAAGGUCAGCUGCAUGCUGUGCGCCGAGAGCAUGCUCUACCACUGCAUGUCCGACUCAGAGGGCGACUUCUCGGACCCCUGCUCCUGUGACGCCAGCGAGGAGCAGUUCUGUCUGCGCUGGCUGGCCCUGCUGGGCCUGUCGCUGGUGGCGCCGUGUAUGUGCUGCUACCCGCCGCUGCGAGCCUGUCACCACUGCGGCGAAGCCUGCCAUUGCUGUGGCGGCAAGCACAAGGCUGCCGGCUGAGGCCCCACCCACGCCUAAAGCACCUCACGGCCACGUGGGGAAGGAAGCGCCGCCGGCAUCGUCUUUAUUUUUCCAGCCGCCCCGAGACGGGCGAGGCACCGCGCCGCUGGAGGCUUCGGAGGUUUGAUUUGCUGAGAGCAGCAUAGGCUGAGCCGCCGGGCCUCUCGGGUUCUCGGGGGCCGCACCACAGAGCUCCCAAUGCGAGGAAAGGCGUUCACACAAAUGAACUCUGAGAGAUCACGAAACACUCACAAACAUGCAAAAAAAAAGACCAAAAAAGAGGGAAAAAAUUACUCAACAUAAAAAAGCAAGUCACCAUAUCAGACUUUCAUUACAGAUAAUGUGUAACCUUUGUGAAGGAAAAUUGUCUUUUGUACAGAGAUCAAAAGUAUAACAAACAGAACAAAACAAUUGUGCAUACAGAAGAUCUGCUGUAUGGUUAUGCUAAAAGGGAUAUUUUUCUUGCUUUUUGUGAAUUUGCAGUAGGGUAAAAGUGGCCUUUUCUUUUGACUCAAACAUUCGCUGACUGUGUAAUUAUUAGACAAAAAAAGUGCACUAGAUGUGUGUUCUCCCAUGAAAGGUAACCCUCAUGAAUUGUAAUGGUACAUAAACAAAAAACCACCUUGAACAAGUUUUAGGAGUACAGAUUGUUUACUGUGAUGGGUGUGUUUUCCUCCUUUCUUUUUCAUUGUUUUGUAAAAGACAGUCAUGUCAUUUCUUUUGAAAUGGUAGUUUGACAUAUAGCCUUUAUUAUGAAUUGUGCUAAUGUUUAAAAGACAUCCAUGUGUAAUUUCCUAAAUGAUGUGGCCCACAUCAGUGCAUUCCAGCAUAGAGUGUUAGUGGACAGCUGUGAAAUGGUAUCAUCUAGCCCCAGUCAUUCCUUCUAUUUCCACAUGAGCAUCAAUGGUGUAACCGAUUAGUCAUGAUUCCAGGAAUGCUCAUUUUCAAUAUAAUUUCCUGUUUACCAGAGUGAAACUGGGUUCCUUUCAGCUUAAUUGUCCUGAAGCUGAAAUUGUGCUCAACCAGCAAGUAAUUGUUUGGUACUUUUAGGCACUGUUGUGAUUGUUAAAAGCAUGUCUAGUUUCCAUGACCGAGCAAGGCACUUGUGUUGUAUUAAGGAUAACUAAAUUUGAGUUCACUCCUACAAACCCUAACCCUUAUAAAAGCACUCGUUUCCAAGCUUUGGUUAGAGCUCCAUCUCCAGAUGUUCCUUUUGUAUUCCAUAUAGUAUCUAGUCUGUGUUUUUCUGUCAUUGUUUUAAGAGGUUAUCAACAUAACUUAAUUUUUGGUGCCAGUGCAAAGAAGAGCCCAUACAAACCUGCAGUUAAACACACAGAAACUUUAUGCACACCAAGGCAUUUCCUUUCAUUAUUUCUGCAAUUCACGACGAGGUUUAAAAAAGUGAGUCUCAACAUUAUAAACUGCAUGCAUGUCAAAGAUUUAUCAGUUGGAUUCGCAUGGCAUUGUUGCAGAAAUCGUGCAAGCAAUUAUCAUUUGGGUUAAAAGAAACAGCAGCACUACAUAAAAAAAGCAGCACUAGCUAACUAAGUUUUUAAGUAUCACCCAAAUGAAUGUUAGCAGGAGAGAUGCCCCAUUGUUUUGAGGUCUGUGUCAGUUUUUCCAAAAAAGGUCUUUCUGAGUUCUCUGUGCUCUUUACAUCAACACAGUUUACUUUCUAUGCAACUAUCUCCAUGAGAAACAUAGACCUCUUCAUACAAGUCAGUGACAUGACACUUUAAUAUAGAUGUUAAUCUUGCUACCAAACUCAAAAGCAUAUGUAAAUAAGUAACACUAUAUUUAAGCAACAGUAAUAAUCCCAUUCAAAUUUUUAAGAGUUGUAUUUAUCACCGCUGUCAGCAUAUAUUAUAGCUUGAAUUGACAGCAUUAUGUACAUAGGUCACCUUUUAGUAUUAUUUCACAUUGAAAGUAGAGGGAGUACAUGAUGAAAAUGAUUGAGCUUUUAAUAGAGGUUCUCUCUAGUUUUGUAUUGCAAAAAGGCUAGAAACUGAAUGCGGUACAGUAGUGGCACUCCUCUUUUAAAAUGUUUUGUCAUAUGAAGCUGCUAGAAACAAUCACUAAUUUUGCAUUGAGAGGAAUAAAAUUCAGCUACGGAUGACUGUUAAAACAUAGUUCUUUAGUAUAUUGGUCACAGUUGUUUCAUUUUUGUUUGUUUUUUAAUACACCCAAUUUAAUUGUUGAAACUUAUUUCAUAAAUCUCAUAUUGUAAUUGGAUUACUUUUUAUAUUGCAAGCUGAACCAAGGUUUGAUAAACCUUAACAAAACUUGCUGGCUGAGAAGCAAAUUGUAGGAUAGGCUACAUUCAUACAGUUCUAUUAUAGACAAAUUCUGUAAGACCUAGUUUCAUUCUGCAUUAACCAGCACAGUGCCACCACAUGUGAUGUGCUGUAUUUAUUAUGCAAGCUGUCUUUCUUGCCUUCCUUCCACUUUGCCAUUAACUUAGCAUUUAUCUGUUCUGUUUUUACCACUUGCUGCUAGUCUUUUUUUUUUUAUUUUUGGACAUUGUGCAUAACUCUGGAAUGCAUAAAAGAUUAACAUGCUUUGCAGUUUAGAAAAAUGCAUAUGUAAAUGUCAUUUCGGUGUGAUAUAAAAAAAAACAACAACAACAACAAAAAAAAAAACAGAUAAUUUCACAGCAGUUCAGUGGUUUCUUUGGAAUUCUCCAAUGCUUUGGUGCACUGAUAUGUAGCUAGGCUUUUCCUUUAUAUGGCACUUGGUGUAAAGCUCAUGUGAUUAGUUCUGAGUUGUGAAAACAUUUGUGUUAUGGUAAUUGCAGUAUAAAUGGUACUCUGAUGAUUCCACUAUGAACACUGCCUGUUUCUUUAUCUGCAUCUCUAAGUUUUAGUGCCAUUUGCUUCACCCACUGACAACCUCGAAAAAGUGCCUCACGUCCAUCAUAAUUUUCAUCCAAAACUUAACAGCUCUUGCUAUGGUUGUAUUGGUUUAUACAUGUCUAGGUAUUUGUAUCAUGGUUUGAAAAUACCAAGUAUAUGAUGUAAUAUUUAUAGUUCAGUAACUCACGUCAUAGUUGUAUUUUCUUUAUACGGAUGUAGCUUGUUACGUUUCAUAAAUAUAUAAUGUAAAUAUGCAUACAAAUGUUUGUAACUGUUUUUAUGUUACAUCAUACACUUGUAAUUUGACAUAUAAAAUAACAUUACCAUAAUAAAAGGUGAGUUUUAAUGUA